This is a messenger RNA of Alternaria postmessia, 891 nucleotides long. RefSeq names its product RNA polymerase II subunit A C-terminal domain phosphatase (gene SSU72). Gene Ontology annotation, cellular component: mRNA cleavage and polyadenylation specificity factor complex; nucleus. Gene Ontology annotation, biological process: termination of RNA polymerase II transcription. Gene Ontology annotation, molecular function: RNA polymerase II CTD heptapeptide repeat phosphatase activity. The record is from RefSeq and is a predicted model, not a curated record. NCBI's taxonomy places the organism in Eukaryota, Fungi, Ascomycota, Dothideomycetes, Pleosporales, Pleosporaceae. Bases 1 to 891 code for a protein of 296 amino acids. The transcript has 2 exons.
AUGUCUGCCGACCCACGACUGCGCGCGAGGCAGGAGCAGCAGCCUACACCCACUGCUGCUGCUACUACUACUGCUGCUGCUACUGCUGCCCCUCCACCUCCGCCGCCGCCGCCGACCGAACCUAGCCCCACGGGUAUGGACGGCGCCAAUGACGCGCACGCAGAGCAGAACAUGGUGCCUGAUGAUAGCUUCAAGCUCAAGUUCUGCACUGUGUGUGCGAGUAACCAGAACCGUUCCAUGGAAGCUCAUCUGCAGCUUGCUUCAGCGCACCUCCCCACAAUCAGCUUUGGCACUGGCUCUCUUGUCCGACUCCCCGGUCCAACCAUCACGCAGCCUAACGUCUAUCACUUCAACAGCACCACCUACCGUGCUAUUCAUGAUGAGCUCGCUCAGCAGAAUACUGCCCUCUACACUCACAACGGCCUGCUCAACAUGCUUGGUCGCAACUUGAACAUCAAGGGCUAUCCUGAGCGCUUCCAAGACUGGGUGCCCGGUAAACCACGUCUGGAUCAUGCUGAAGACAAAGGUUCGCAGGGGACGGAAUCGGGUGUCGUUGAUGUCGUUGUAACGUGCGAGGAGCGUUGCUUCGAUGCUGUGCUAGAAGAUCUCCACAACAAGGGCGGAAAGCUCAACCGACCUGUUCAUGUCUUCAACGUUGAUAUUAGGGAUAAUCACGAGGAAGCCCUCGUUGGUGGUAAAGCUAUUCUCGACCUCGCGCUCAGCUUGAAUGAAGCUGCGGCAAAAGAGAGGGAGCAGCAUGGCGACAGUGGAUGGCAAUCAGGUGGCGGAGCUGCUCGUUCUGGCUUCGACGAGCGCGUUCCCGAUAUACUUGCAGCCUGGCAGGAGCGAUGGCCCAACAUGCCUGCGCUCUGGAGUUUGGCUUGGUUCUAG